This is a messenger RNA of Pomacea canaliculata, 1108 nucleotides long. Its product is annotated as nicolin-1-like. Bases 73 to 846 code for a protein of 257 amino acids. The record is from RefSeq and is a predicted model, not a curated record. Gene Ontology annotation, cellular component: nucleoplasm. The transcript is spliced from 11 exons. Lineage: Eukaryota; Metazoa; Mollusca; Gastropoda; Architaenioglossa; Ampullariidae.
UGAGGACUCCAUCAUGGCCGUAUGCUUAGUACAGCACAAUUAUAGCCGCUUAGGUUUAUAACACGUUACAGAAUGGAUAAACCAUUAAACUAUACGGUUAAGAGUCCUGUAUACUUGACUUUAGCAGAUGGAAAGGUGGACGAUUUCAAAGGAUGCAAAGUUGUGGAUGUUACAUUCCCAAACAUAAUCAGCACUCAGGACAAUGAACUAUCCAAUAUUACUGAAAAGUUCCUUCUAUCAUCAGAGGCAAAGCCAAUGGAAUGUGAAGAUGUUCAUGGUGGCCUCCUAAAGAUUGGUGAAAUUCGGUUCAAGAACUAUUAUGUUGCUGUCCUAACAGUGAAAGCAAAAUUUCGUGGUGGACUAACUUCAGGGGAUUCAGAUUCCAAGUGGAAAACUUGUCUGAAGUCGGUGAAACUCAUGCCAGAUCCUCAUUCUGAAGAAGGUUCUCAUGACUAUUUCACAUUCACCAAUAAACAGUUCUGCUGUGAACCAAAAGGUAUAACAAUCCUUCGAUUUAUUCUUCAACAACCGUCUCCUGUUUGGAAAGAUUUCAGGAUGGAGAACUUGAAACUGCUUCAAGCAUCAGGAAAUACUAAACCCAAUCCCUUGCCAGCAUGGUUGAUGGAGGAAUCUUCUGAAAAGAAAGUCAGAAAACCCUUGGAGAAAUUACUUACUUCCCCUGUGACAGGGGAAGAAGAGAGGGUUCCUGAUGUGGAACAAAUAUCUUCUCAACUACAGCAGUUGUGGGCCCUUGCAGAAGAAGCUUCUAGUGUUCAAACCAAUCAAUCUUUAGGACGUUUUCAGAUUGAUGGCUGCUAUGAUGUCAACCUUUUGGCUUAUACCUGAAAUGCUGGAAAACACACUUUCUUCGAUGUUCAGAGAUAUGCUUGACAGUGUCAGCUGGACUGAUACAGUAUUUGUUUUCAUAUCAGUGAAUACCUUUGCAGCUUUUUAAAAGUCUUAAUUAUUGUAAUAUGGUUUUGAAAGUUAUACAUUUUCUGUUAUCGUGGCAGUGUGUAUUUGUGUAUAUGUGCACCCCAUAUAGCACAAGCUCAUUUUGCAGCCAGCAAGUUUUAAUCGUGAAUGCAAUAAAGCACACAACCUGUCA